Suillus bovinus is the source of this 696-nucleotide messenger RNA. RefSeq lists its product as uncharacterized. The transcript is spliced from 4 exons. The record is from RefSeq and is a predicted model, not a curated record. NCBI's taxonomy places the organism in Eukaryota, Fungi, Basidiomycota, Agaricomycetes, Boletales, Suillaceae. Bases 227 to 565 code for a protein of 112 amino acids.
AUGCCACAAAGACGCUCCACUAGCAGAGUUUACGAAAUGCACCGCAGCUAUGUUGUCAUGUUCAUAUUUGUUCUUUUGACGCGCUUACAUGGCCUGUGGCAAGCGCCUUUAAAAUUUGUGGUCACAAGGAUCCAAGCACUAUAUAUUUCGUGCUGAAAACCUUUCCCUUCCUUCCAUCUCUUUCCAUUUUUCCAUUACUCUUACCUGAUUUUUACUGUCAAUCGUCAUGUCUAACGACAUACGUUCACUUGACAAUAAAACUGUCUUCAAACGCCUAGCCAGGCGUUUGAGUACGCUAGACAACUUUCUGUACGCUAUGGACGAAAUCUUAAAAUUCGACCGUUUAGAAGACUACGAACUGCGGCCCUAUGGGGAAAAGAUCAUCGCUCUGACGGAGGUCGCGCACGCGACACUCAGAGGAAUAAUGGGCGUGUCUCCGUUCACGAUUCGUUCAGAGGAACAUAUCCCUUACGAGUCGGCGUACCGCAAAAUGCUCGUUUGGAUCAGACGGCGCAGGUCCGCAUUCCCUACUGACAUCGACGAUCGAAUCAGUUCGCUCCUGUAAACCACAAUAUGGUUCUACGGACUAGGGGGAAUUGACCCUCGUGUUCAAUUGGGCACGACGACGAGACGCUUGCUUUUCCUCGAAGGCCGUUUGUACGCGAACUCCGAACGAAAGUCCGACGCUUUGAGGCU